Microcebus murinus (gray mouse lemur) is the source of this 948-nucleotide messenger RNA. It is a transcript of the gene OR1I1, whose product is annotated as olfactory receptor family 1 subfamily I member 1. NCBI's taxonomy places the organism in Eukaryota, Metazoa, Chordata, Mammalia, Primates, Cheirogaleidae. Gene Ontology annotation, molecular function: G protein-coupled receptor activity; olfactory receptor activity. Gene Ontology annotation, cellular component: membrane. Gene Ontology annotation, biological process: G protein-coupled receptor signaling pathway. The record is from RefSeq and is a predicted model, not a curated record.
AUGGAACCAGGAAACCAAACAGCGGUGUCAGAAUUCAUCCUCCUGGGACUCUCAGAAGAGCCGCAGCACCAAGCCCUCCUGUUUGGGGCGCUCCUGUGCGUGUACCUGGUCACCGUCUUUGGGAACCUCCUCAUCAGCCUGGCCAUCGUCUCAGACGCCCGCCUCCACACGCCCAUGUACUUCUUCCUCUUCAACCUCUCUCUGGUCGACAUCCUAUUCUCCUCCACCACUGUCCCCAAGAUGCUAGCGAUCAUCCACACCCGGAGCGGGGCCAUCCCGUUGGCCGGCUGCCUGGCCCAGAUGUACGCCUUCCACCUGUUCGGGACCAUGGACAGCUUCCUCCUGGCCGCCAUGGCCAUCGACCGGUACGCGGCCGUGGUCCACCCGCUGCGGUACUCGGCCCUCAUGAGCCCCCGCGCCUGCGGGCUGCUGCUGGGGGUGCCGUGGGUGGCCACCCACCUGCAGUCUCUCGUGCACACCUGUCUCAUGGCUCAGCUGACCUUCUGCGCGGGCGCCCGGAUCCCCCACUUCUUCUGCGACCUCAUGCCCCUGCUGAAGCUCUCCUGCUCGGACACCCGCGCCAACAAGCUGGCGGUCCUGGCCUUCGGCGUGGCCAUGGGCGUGAGCCCGCUCGCCUGCAUCCUGCUCUCCUACCUCUGCAUCUGCCGGGAGGUCUGCAGGGUCCCGUCGGCCCCGGGCAAGUGGAGGAAGGCCCUCUCCACCUGCGGCUCCCACCUCACGGUGGUGUCGCUGUUCUACGGCACCAUCUUCGCCGUGUACUUGCAACCCGAGUCCCCCUCCUCCUCCUCCCGGAAGGACAAGGCGGCCGCCCUCAUGUGUGGCGUGGUCAUCCCCAUGCUGAACCCCUUCAUCUACAGCCUGAGGAACAAGGACAUCAAGGCGGCCCUGCGGAAGCUCAGCGCCAACGCCGCCUCCUCGAGGUCCUAG